AUGUCACUGAUCAUACUACCCGUGUUUCGACCGCAUCGGUCAUUUCAUUUACGAAAAAGGUGUGUCGUAAAAUCACGUACAGCCAUCACUAAGAAAUCAUUUUUUCCAAAUUUUAAUCCACAGGGUUUCACCUUUCGUGCCGAUAACAAUUCUGAGUACGACAAAGAUACCAAUGAAAGCGAGUUAAACGAUACAGCGCCACAACCUGAAAACACAGCACCGACGGAUUUCUUAACAACAACUGCAAAACUGGCCGAAGCUGUUCUUACAAUCAAAGAUAAAUCGUCGAAAGUAGUAUUUAUGAGUUUGGGCGGACAGAAAGAUCCAGAUUUGUAG
Messenger RNA from Didymodactylos carnosus, 336 nucleotides. Lineage: Eukaryota; Metazoa; Rotifera; Eurotatoria; Philodinida; Philodinidae. The record is from the annotation of a GenBank genome assembly.